This is a messenger RNA of Symbiodinium sp. CCMP2456, 2091 nucleotides long. NCBI's taxonomy places the organism in Eukaryota, Dinophyceae, Suessiales, Symbiodiniaceae. The record is from the annotation of a GenBank genome assembly.
AUGGCCAUGGUGCCACAAUCAAGCCUGAAGGUUUGGAGGAAGAAGCUGGUGGUCGAUGCCCUGUCGCCGCUUCUUGCGUUGAUGCUUCUGCUGCGUGCAAGACACUCAUGGCCUGGUCGCGGCAAGUUCCUGGUGGCUCCAGCUUUGUUACUUUCAGCCUGGACAGCAUUGGCAGGGUUGAAGGUACUUUGGCGGAGAGUAGGCCUUCGCAUAUCUUCACCCUUGCGAGGUACCUGUGUGAAGUUCGGCUUUCCAAAAACCUUGGGCACAUGGAGUGCGUUCUGUCCUUCCUGCAAGCGACCCAUGAACAUCGAACUCGGGCACCGCCGAACAAAUGAAGCUCCUCCGCCGGAGGUUCGUGGAAAGUGUGCUUUCCUCAUCUGUUUGUGGGGUGCUUCUCGCGAGUACCUUCUCGGUGCUUUGGUGCUCGGUUAUUCCAUCAGGAAGACAGGUUCGCCACACGAUCGGGUGUGCCUGUACACAAAUGAUGUACCGGAUUCGCACAUAAAGUUGCUGUCCAAGCUUUGGCUUUGCAGGCCCAUGAGCCACAUUGAUGUUGCAAUGGAUCAACUCAGCUUCCCUGACAAGGAAGAUCGUUUUGCGAAAGUCUUUUCCAAAUUGAACGGCCUCGCAUUAACGGAGUAUUCAAAGGUUCUCAUGAUGGACAUCGACCUCCUGGUGCGCUCAAACAUAGAUGACCUCUUCGAGCUGACCCCGCCAGCAGCCUUGAGACGUGGCAUGAACGAGGUUUUUCUCGGUCAUGGCGAACCAGUGGACGGUCGUGUCUUCUUUUUGGGUGCAGACAAAUCUAUGCCACGUUGGUCCUGGGGACAAGGCACAGGGAUCAACGCUGGUGUGAUGCUGUGGCAGCCCGACCAAGCUGUCCUGGAUCAGAUGCUCGACGAACUUACCGAGCCCAACCACCCAGAACAUGUGAAGGGAAACGGCCCUGAGCAAGAUUACUUAAGUCGUUUUUGGGCAGAUGCGCCUUGGACCUAUAUCGGCGUGGAGUAUAAUUUUCAGCUGCACCAAAUGUUUUUCGCUUUGCACCCAGACCGUGCCUACUAUGCGGAAAGAUCUGUUCUAGUGCAGACACCCGAGAAGAUCCGAGUAGUGCACUUUUCGGGGAAGCCGACUGCAAAGCCAUGGCAUCGGGUGUUGGACAACGCAUGGAAAGACUUCUGGCCGGACAGGUCCCGUGACGCUGAAUAUGUAGAGCGCUUUGCAGAGGAAUUUAUGGGCUACUGGCUCUGGGUCAAGCGUGAUCGUGAGAAGUUUGAGGCACAAGCAAGCGGAAAUUCCUGGGACACGGCGGGCUUGGAGCUGAACGAGGAUGGCGAGUUCUUUCGUCAUUACAAGAACGGCCGGGAACCCGAAUGCCUCGAAAUACCAGUGGCAGCUUCGCAAGGCGCCAUGAACCUGUUGUCGGCUGCAUUGGGGGAGUGGUUCGACAUCUUCGAGCAGCUGCAGCGAGAAUUCCACUUGGAUCUCGGACGCUUGACGCACAUCUCCCCUCGUGCACCGGCUCCCCGGCCAGAAGUGCCACGACUUCGGCAAGUGGCAUGGCGCCGUCAUGGGGGCCGCGCUGGGUGGUUUGUAGAGUCGGACAAGGCAGAGACAACACUUCCCGCUGCAAAGCUGACUGCUGCUUGUGGGAUGUCAGAGGACUUGUCUUCUGUUUCUCUGCGAGACCCAAGAAGCGAGACCUACGAAGACGUUGGGUCGCAUGUCCACGGCUUGUAUGUCAAAUUGGCAGGAUCCAGGGCAUGUCGGCAUUUCGAGCUUCCUGAAGUGCUCACAGAGGACUCGUUGGCUCCGAUCCAUUUUUGGGUGGACAGUGUCCCCACAGGUGCGAUCGUUUUGAUGGCUGCAGUCGGGCUGCCAAGCGAUCUGGCAACAGUCCUGCAGAUACUCGCGCCCCUUGGCGUGCCCCAACUGCCACCACCCAAGAACAGUAGAGUCCUGGCCUGCAUCUCGACAUGUCAGCGCCCGCGGGCAGUCGAGGAGGGUGCGGAAGAGCUCCCAUGUGCACACCAUGCUUCACCAGAUAUUGCUUAUGCUUCCUUGAUGAUGGAUGAAAGCUUUAUAUAG